Mollisia scopiformis is the source of this 894-nucleotide messenger RNA. RefSeq lists its product as uncharacterized. Lineage: Eukaryota; Fungi; Ascomycota; Leotiomycetes; Helotiales; Mollisiaceae. The transcript has a single exon. The record is from RefSeq and is a predicted model, not a curated record. The coding region runs from base 1 to 876 and encodes 291 amino acids.
AUGGCUUCUGAGGAUACUCGUCCUUUCUUGGACGAACAAAUGUCAUUGUCAUCUCGCCAAUCAACACAAAUUGGGUAUGAAAGAGACUCCAUUGAUGACCUCGAUCAAAUCGACAUCGAGAAGAUGCGUCAGAAGGAAGACCAUUACACAGUGCUUGAACGCGAUUAUCCACUUGGCGGUCUACUUGCUAUGUGCUCCUCGGUCAAAGAUGCCUCCAUGAAGUUCCGUCAAUACCUGUUAGCCAGGAAGAAUUAUAUCUAUUCUGCUCUGUUACUCUUCGCUGCUGGUCUCUUUAGCGUCUCACUAUUUGGAUUCCUCUCCAGUCGCAGUAAAGCGCUUCCGCCGGGACGGCUUUCGGGCUUCGAAUAUACAUCAACUGGUGUGCUUCUCUCCUGUGGAUCGAAUUUCGAAGAAGCGGAAGCAGCAGGAUGCACCUUCGACCUCAUGACAUUUGCUUGGACUCCACCCGCUUGCCUUGACGAAGAGGUCUACAAUGACGUUCUUUCCGAUUUUUCCGAGCUGGCACCAACACGUGGUGCCGGGACUUGGCCAUGGUGGCGAUACGAGAAUCGUACGGAGCCUCUAGAACAGAAUUCUGGCUUGAAAGACUACCAGGGUCCUUGGUCGAAUACGUAUUAUCAUCGCGCGCACUGCUUGUAUCUUUGGCGAAUCAUGCACAAGGCAGCAGGGAGAGUAGUCGCGGGUGAGAGAGAGGUUUACGUCUAUAGCAAGGCCGCGGAUUGGGAGCAUGUUGUUCACUGCAAUAAGUUGAUGAAUGAUAUAGACGGAAUGUUCUCAGACUAUGUCAGGGCAAUGAGAGUAAUAGGGCAUUGUGUCAGAGUAGAUGGGGUACCAGGGACAGAGAUAGUGUAUUAGUAGUUCCCAAGGACAAAU